AUGAGCAUUGAAGAUGUGGCCUGGGGUUAUCUUAGUGAACUUGUCAAUAGAAGCUUAAUUCAAGUGACUAGUGUGUUUUAUGAAGCAUCACCUUACACUUGUCGAAUCCAUGACCUUUUGAGAGAAGUUAUUGUUCUCAAGUCAAGGGAACAAAACAUUUACUACUGGACAACCAAUGAUGUGGUCGGACCGUCCGACAAGGUACGCCGUCUAGUAGUCCACAGUAGUAGCAGUAACAACACCCAGCACCACCAACAAAGACCAAAUUAUUGCGUUGACCACCUUCGGUCGUUCGUUACUGUUGGAUCCACGAACCCGCUACUAUACAAAAUGUUGUUAUCGGAAGUUUUAGGGAGCAGUAAGCUGUUAAAGGUUUUGGAUUUGGGUGGUCAAGAGACACAGGAGGAAAUACCAAAUGAGAUUUUCAAGAUGUUUCAUCUCAAGCAUCUGGACCUAUAUCGUACGAGAGUGGAGAGAGUCCCAAAAGCCAUUGGGAAGCUUCAACAUUUGGAGUAUUUGAAUUUGGGAAACACUGGAGUUAGGGAAUUACCCAUGGAAAUCCUAAAGCUGCAAAAACUUCGGUAUCUCAGAGUAUAUCAACAAGUUGAUUCUUCAGAUGAUGAUUAUGGAUCUCACGGAUUUAAAGCUCCAUUGAAUAUGGGAGGGCUUCUUGCCCUAGAAGUAUUAGACUGCAUAGAUGCAAGUAGUGGAUCCACAAUGGUUAAGGAGAUAGGAAAGCUGACCCAAUUAAGAGAGCUAUAUAUUACAAAGUUAAGAAGCGAAGAUGGAAAAGAGCUCUGCUCCUCCCUUGCCAACCUCACCAGUCUUCGGGAAUUAAGUGUUGAUUCAAUUGGAAAAGGUGAUGAUCAUGAGAUAAUCGAUCUAAAUCAUCACCAUCCUUCUCUUUCUUCUUCUUCGUUUCUUCAAUCUCUUCGUAUGCUGAUUUUGUGUGGCCGCUUAGAAAAGAAGCCACAAUGGGUAGCUGGUCUUCACGGCUUGGUAAGAAUAGAUUUGGACUGGAGCAGGUUAAGGAGUGAGGAGGAUCCGCUUGAAUCCCUCCAGUAUUUGCCCAAUUUGGGUGAAAUCAAUUUCUGUGGAUCUUACCAGGGAGAAGGGUUGUGUUUCAAGGCUGGAGGGUUCCUAAAGCUGAAGCGGUUGGAAUUAAAGAGACUGGAAGGGUUGAGAUGGAUGGGAGUGGAGGAGGGUGCACUGCCUCGUCUUCAAAAACUAUCCCUGCGACAACUUCCACUACUGGAGGAGUUACCCAUGGGUAUUCAGCACUUGAGCCAACUUCAAGAGCUGACUUUGUAUGAGAUGAGUUCUGAAAUGAUAGAAAAGGAAGAAAGUGAAGAUUACACAAGAAUCGCACACAUUCCUGAAAUUCGCAUUGGUUACUAUACAGAUGAUGGGGAAUGGAGAGAGCGCCAGCUAUGGGAGGAGUAG
Molecule: messenger RNA, 1443 nt
Organism: Coffea eugenioides
Lineage: Eukaryota; Viridiplantae; Streptophyta; Magnoliopsida; Gentianales; Rubiaceae
Product: disease resistance protein RPM1-like
Exons: 1
Coding region: 1-1443 (480 amino acids)
Source: RefSeq, a predicted model, not a curated record